AUGAAACUUAAUAAAAAGUGCUCAUCUAUACUAUUAGGCUUACUUAGAGUAAAUAGUGGAUGUAUUAAAUCUAGUUUACUACUCUCAAAACGCUUCUACUCAUAUAGUUUGGGAAUAAAACCAAAAUUCAAUUUAGUCCGUACAAUAUAUGAGGACCCUCGAAUUGUAGCAUAUGAGCUCCCAGAUGUUAAAGAUUACUUACUUAAAAAGAAUUUCCAUCACUCUAAUCCUUAUAGAGAUAUUCCAAUUUCAAGUAUUAUUUUAACACCAGAUGAAAUUAAAGAAUUUAAAGAUUCCAUUAGCAAUAUAUCCAUAAAUACAAAAUCUCGAAAUACAGUUUACGAUUAUGAACUAAACUUUUCUAUCUUGGAAAAUGGGUUAAAGAUUGUAAGCUCAGAUUGUGGAGAGUUUGUAUCAAAAUUAAGCUUGUAUAUACAUGCUGGAAGUAGAUUUGAGACCUCAGAAACUCAGGGAGUAUCCCAUUUUCUACAACUUAUGGCUUUCAAAUCUACAGAGUACUUAUCGUACUUACAGACUAUAAGAACAUUAGAGAUAUUGGGGGCUAAUGCAGGAAGUAAUGCAAAUAGGGAACAUAUCGUAUACAAUGUAGAAUGCCUUAGAGAAUACUCUUCUAUAAUGAUACCUUUACUUAUUGGAAAUAUUUCAAGCCCAAGAUUUUUGAGACAUGAAAUAAGGGAUGCACGAGGUCUUGUUGAAAAUUUUGCACUAACACUAAAUAGAGAUCCUGAAACUUUAAUAACAGAGAUGAUGCAUACUGUAGCAUGGAACAACACUCUUGGAAAUCAAAUAUUUGCUUCAGAAUCUUCUUUACAGCACUUUAAUGAAAAAAUUAUGAGGAGUUUUAUGCAAUCCUAUUUUAUACCAGAGAGGAUGAUUUUUGUGGGUACGGGCAUUGAACACAAUAUUUUAUGCAAAUGGGUUAUGAGGUCGUUUACCAACUACACUACAAAAUUCCAAAUUCAAAAAACUAGACCUAUAAGUAAUAUUAAACCAAAUUAUACUGGUGGAGAGUGGAGAAAAGAAUCUAACGAUUUUUUGACUCAUAUCGCAAUAGCUUUAGAAACUUCAUGUGGAUGGACUAGUAAAGAUAUUGUUCCAUUAUAUAUACUACAAGCUUACAUGGGUGGUGGUGGAUCCUUUAGUACAGGAGGACCUGGGAAAGGAAUGUACACUAAGUUAUUUUUGGAUGUACUAAAUAGAUAUGAAUGGGUAGAAACAUGUAACUGUUUUGUAAAUCAGUACAGUGACUCUGGCUUGUUUGGAAUAUAUAUUUCUGUAGAUCCACAAAGAACAAUAGAUGCCCUUUAUGUUAUAAGUAAGGAACUUAAUCAGAUGAAAAAUUUAGAUUCUGAAGAGCUACAAAGGGCUAAAAAUGCCAUCAAAGGAGCUAUUUCAAUCAAUUCGGAAAAUAGAUCUAUUGCUAUGGAUGAUAUUGCGAAACAGUUGUUGUGCACAAAUGAAUAUAUCAGUACAGAAGCUUUUUGUAAAGCAGUAGAUACUGUUACAAAAGAAGAUAUUGUUAGAAUCUCUGAAUUUAUCCUUAGAUCUAUUGACAAACCAACCCUGGUAAUCUAUGGCAAUACUAAUUAUGCUCCUACGUACCGAGAAAUUGUUCAUAUAUUACAAGGAAAGUCAGUGUAG
This is a messenger RNA of Cryptosporidium muris RN66, 1662 nucleotides long. RefSeq names its product peptidase M16 inactive domain-containing protein. The coding region runs from base 1 to 1662 and encodes 553 amino acids. The transcript has a single exon. The record is from RefSeq and is a predicted model, not a curated record. NCBI's taxonomy places the organism in Eukaryota, Apicomplexa, Conoidasida, Eucoccidiorida, Cryptosporidiidae. Gene Ontology annotation, molecular function: metal ion binding. Gene Ontology annotation, cellular component: mitochondrion.